Molecule: messenger RNA, 1230 nt
Organism: Mangifera indica (mango)
Lineage: Eukaryota; Viridiplantae; Streptophyta; Magnoliopsida; Sapindales; Anacardiaceae
Product: (S)-ureidoglycine aminohydrolase
Exons: 13
Coding region: 117-1019 (300 amino acids)
Molecular function (GO): ureidoglycine aminohydrolase activity
Source: RefSeq, a predicted model, not a curated record
UAUUUAUUUUUUUGAACGGCAACGUUACUUGAUAAGAAAUGUAAAAAUAUUGUGGGGAGCCUUUGCUUCGCCCCUGAAAUCUGACUAAAGUGGUUCGGUCAGUUGCCCCAUAAAUUAUGCAGACACUCCAAAUUUUUCUUCUACUUUCUGUCACUCUGGGUUUUGUUGAAGUUGGGUACAGUGAUGGAGGGUUUUGUUCUGCACGUUCAGUCUUGGAUAGCGAAACGAGUUCUAAACCUUUGUACUGGAAAGUCACAAACCCAACACUAUCGCCUUCUCAUCUGCAAGACUUGCCUGGUUUCACACGCAGUGUAUACAAAAGAGACCAUGCUUUAAUCACACCUGAAAGUCAUGUAUUCAGUCCUUUACCGGACUGGACAAACACGUUGGGAGCUUAUUUAAUCACACCAGCAAUGGGCUCACACUUUGUGAUGUACCUAGCAAAUAUGCAAGGAAAUUCCAGAUCAGGGCUUCCCCCACAUGAUGUGGAGAGGUUCAUAUUUGUAGUUAAAGGUACUGUGACACUCACUAAUGGAUCUGGUUUUAGCAACGAACUGAUGGUGGAUUCAUAUGCUUAUCUACCUCCUAAUUUUGAACAUUCACUGAGGGCUGAUAAAUCUUCUACUAUAGUGGUGUUUGAGCGAAGGUAUGCAGCGUCAGAAAAUCAUAUAGCUGAGCAGAUAAUCGGUUCAACAGACAAGCAGCCGCUUCUUGAAUCUCCUGGGGAGGUUUUUCAGCUGAGGAAGCUUCUUCCUGCAUCGAUGCCUUAUGACUUUAAUAUCCAUAUCAUGGAUUUUCAGCCUGGAGAGUUCCUGAAUGUGAAGGAAGUCCAUUAUAAUCAGCAUGGUUUGUUGCUUUUAGAGGGACAGGGUAUCUAUCGCUUGGGUGAUAACUGGUACCCAGUUCAAGCUGGUGAUGCCAUUUGGAUGUCACCAUUUGUGCCACAAUGGUAUGCUGCGCUAGGCAAAACCAGGACCCGAUAUCUGCUUUACAAAGAUGUAAAUAGGAAUCCACUGUAAUCAAAUGCAGGGUGGAGUGUCCUAAGAAUUUCAGUGUGUGGUGGAUGCUGAUGGAAACUAUUUAUGUGAAGCACAAUCUCAGUUUGAAUGGCCUGUAAGCAUUUCCUGUUAUAUACUUGACAGUCAACUUGCAACAGUCUAUGCAAUUAAGAUUUUAGAAGAUGCAACUUACUGGACAUGUUUCCUAAAUGGAUUUCUCCAACAUUUUUCA